CACACACACACACACACUUUGCGGCUGCCCCGCUGAGUCUUGUUAGUCUCCCUCCUCUCCCCCGUACCGCGCGCAGAUUCGGCUCCUUUUGCGUUGGAUUUCUGAAGGAAUCGCUAGAUCUGGGGUAGGAGGGGAAUUUGGGGGUCUUCUCUUUCCGGUAGCUGCUGCUGCACCCCAGCAGUAAUGGAGGCGAGUGCGGGUCUGGUCGCGGGUUCUCACAACAGGAACGAGCUCGUCGUCAUCCGCCGCGAGGGCGAAUCCGGCCCGCGGCCUCUGCAGCAGCUGAGCGGCCAAAUCUGCCAGAUUUGCGGGGAUGACGUGGGUCUCACUGUGGACGGGGAGCUGUUCGUGGCCUGCAACGAAUGCGCCUUCCCAAUCUGCCGCACAUGCUACGAGUACGAGCGGCGGGAGGGGAACCAGGUCUGCCCCCAGUGCAAGACCCGCUUCAAGCGCCUCAAGGGGUGCGCUCGAGUCCCCGGAGACGAGGAAGAGGACGGCAUCGAUGAUCUGGAGAACGAGUUCAACUUCAUGGGCAAGGAUAAGCAGGACAAUCAGCUUGAGUCCAUGCUGCAGGGCCACAUGAGCUACGGCCGCGGAGGUGAUGUUGACAUGCCUCAUAUGGUUCACACCAUGCCUCAAGUCCCUCUCCUCACCAAUGGCCAGAUGAUUGACGAUAUUCCGCCGGAGCAGCAUGCUCUCGUCCCUUCUUUCAUGGGUGGUGGGGGAAAGAGGAUCCACCCACUUCCCUUCGCAGAUCCCAAUCUUCCAGUUCAACCCAGAUCUAUGGAUCCUUCAAAGGACUUGGCUGCUUACGGCUAUGGAAGUGUGGCCUGGAAGGAGAGGAUGGAGAGCUGGAAGCAGAAGCAGGAGAAAUUGCACCAGAUGCGGAAUGACAAUGGUGGUAAAGAUUGGGAUAAUGAUGGCGAUGGCCCAGAUCUUCCACUAAUGGAUGAAGCUAGACAGCCACUGUCGAGAAAGUUGCCACUUCCUUCCAGUCAGAUCAACCCUUAUCGGAUGAUUAUCAUAAUCCGGCUGGUUGUUCUUGGAUUCUUCUUUCAUUACCGAAUAACACAUCCUGUGUCUGAUGCAUUCGCGUUAUGGCUCAUUUCUGUCAUCUGUGAAAUCUGGUUUGCCAUUUCAUGGAUUCUAGAUCAGUUCCCAAAGUGGCUUCCAAUUGAAAGGGAAACUUAUCUUGACCGAUUAUCAUUAAGGUAUGAGAAAGAGGGCCAGCCUUCUCAACUGGCUCCGGUUGACAUAUAUGUUAGUACAGUGGAUCCAUUGAAGGAACCUCCUUUGGUCACAGCAAACACUGUUCUCUCCAUUCUCGCUGUCGAUUAUCCAGUUGAGAAGGUGUCCUGCUAUGUUUCUGAUGAUGGUGCUGCAAUGCUAACUUUUGAAGCUUUGUCAGAAACAUCUGAAUUUGCAAAGAAAUGGGUCCCCUUCUGCAAGAAAUUCAACAUUGAGCCCCGAGCACCCGAGUGGUACUUCCAGCAAAAGAUAGAUUACCUCAAGGACAAAGUCCAAGCAUCCUUUAUCAAGGAAAGGAGAGCAAUGAAGAGAGAAUACGAGGAGUUUAAGGUCAGAAUCAAUGCUUUGGUCGCAAAGGCUCAGAAGGUUCCUGAAGAAGGAUGGACGAUGCAGGAUGGAACUCCAUGGCCUGGAAAUAAUGUCCGCGACCAUCCUGGAAUGAUUCAGGUCUUUUUGGGUCAAAGUGGCGGGCAUGAUGAGGAUGGAAAUGAACUACCGCGCUUAGUUUAUGUCUCGAGAGAGAAAAGGCCAGGCUUCAAUCAUCACAAGAAGGCCGGUGCCAUGAAUGCUUUGGUCCGGGUCUCUGCUGUACUCACUAAUGCACCAUAUCUGUUAAACUUGGAUUGUGACCAUUACUUCAACAAUAGCAAAGCUUUAAGAGAAGCAAUGUGCUUCAUGAUGGACCCACUGGUGGGGAAGAAAGUAUGUUAUGUGCAAUUCCCUCAGAGGUUCGACGGUAUUGAUCGCCACGAUCGAUAUGCUAACAGGAACAUAGUGUUUUUCGAUAUCAACAUGAAAGGUUUGGAUGGGAUUCAAGGGCCAAUCUAUGUCGGUACUGGAUGUGUGUUCAGAAGACAGGCACUUUAUGGUUAUGACGCUCCAAAAACGAAGAAACCACCAUCUAGGACUUGCAACUGCUGGCCAAAGUGGUGCUGCUGUUCCUGGUGUUGUGGUGGGAAGAAGAAGAAGAAGACCACAAAAUCUAAACAGGAAAAGAAAAAGAAAUUCUUCAGGAGAGGAGAUAAUGUAGCACCUGUGUUUGCUCUUGAGGGAAUUGAAGAGGGUGUUGAAGGAAUUGAGAAGGAGAAAUCUGCUGUAAUUUCUGAGCAAAAGCUAGAGAAGAAGUUUGGGCAGUCUCCUGUUUUUGUUGCAUCAACACUUCUUGAGAAUGGCGGAACUCUGAAAAGUGCUAGCCCAGCAUCACUGUUAAAGGAGGCUAUCCAUGUCAUCAGUUGCGGCUAUGAAGACAAGACAGACUGGGGCAAGGAGGUUGGGUGGAUCUACGGGUCAGUUACAGAAGAUAUAUUGACAGGUUUCAAGAUGCAUUGCCAUGGGUGGCGGUCAAUCUACUGCAUCCCAGCAAGGCCAGCGUUCAAGGGGUCUGCUCCUCUUAAUCUUUCCGAUCGUCUCCACCAGGUCCUCCGGUGGGCACUCGGAUCUGUGGAAAUUUUCUUAAGCAGGCACUGCCCUCUCUGGUAUGGAUAUGGUAGUGGGUUAAAAUGGCUGGAACGUUUGUCCUACAUAAAUGCCACCGUUUAUCCUUGGACGUCAAUCCCACUUCUGGCUUACUGCACAUUGCCUGCUGUUUGCUUACUCACUGGGAAAUUUAUCACUCCAGAGCUUAACAAUGUUGCCAGUCUGUGGUUCUUGUCACUCUUCAUCUGCAUUUUUGCUACGAGCAUACUGGAGAUGAGGUGGAGCGGCAUCGGCAUCGACGAUUGGUGGAGAAAUGAGCAGUUUUGGGUUAUUGGGGGUGUUUCGUCACAUCUCUUUGCUGUGUUCCAAGGGCUUUUGAAGGUUCUUGCUGGUAUUGACACCAACUUCACUGUGACAACAAAGGCUGGAGAUGAUGAAGCGUUCUCAGAGCUGUACACUUUCAAAUGGACGACUUUGCUUAUCCCUCCCACCACAUUGCUCAUCCUAAACUUCAUUGGUGUGGUAGCUGGAGUCUCUAACGCGAUCAACAAUGGUUACGAGUCAUGGGGGCCUUUAUUUGGGAAGCUCUUCUUCUCAUUCUGGGUGAUCGUCCAUCUCUAUCCGUUCCUCAAAGGUCUUGUUGGUCGGCAGAACAGAACACCCACGAUUGUCGUUGUCUGGUCCAUUCUGCUUGCCUCCAUCUUCUCCCUGUUGUGGGUCCGGAUUGAUCCCUUCCUUCCCAAGAAUGAUGGCCCUCUUCUCGAGGAGUGUGGAUUGGACUGCAACUAAAGCACGCACAAUGGCGUUCGGAUAUACAGGAGUCGUGAACAUUCCGUGCGAAGGUAGAUAACGUUUGAAGAUUUUCCCAUGUAAGUGACUCGGUUCUGCACUCAGUUGUAGAUAGAAAACACCGGUUGUGGUGCAUUCUUUUUUGUUUUUCACUAUAUUGUGGCUCCAUCUCUCAUCUCUGAUCAUCGGAUUGGGGGUUGGGGGAUGAGUUUGUGUAGUUUGUUCGUGGAAGCUAGGCUGUUGCAGCAGUGCUCCUUUAGAAUUCUUUAUUAGUUGGAGGAAAACUGGAGAGAAACAAGUCCGACGUCGGUCAUGUACUAUUGCAUCUAUACUUUUGAUUCUUCACAAUAAGGCCAAGCUUGCAUGUCUAUGUGGACAUGAGGAAGGUGCAAGUGUUACUGUUAUUAAAUUAUUUGUACGUGUCCACUGUC
Ananas comosus (pineapple) is the source of this 3884-nucleotide messenger RNA. RefSeq names its product probable cellulose synthase A catalytic subunit 3 [UDP-forming]. Gene Ontology annotation, molecular function: cellulose synthase (UDP-forming) activity. Gene Ontology annotation, cellular component: plasma membrane; trans-Golgi network. NCBI's taxonomy places the organism in Eukaryota, Viridiplantae, Streptophyta, Magnoliopsida, Poales, Bromeliaceae. The coding region runs from base 184 to 3453 and encodes 1089 amino acids. The record is from RefSeq and is a predicted model, not a curated record. The transcript is spliced from 14 exons. Gene Ontology annotation, biological process: plant-type primary cell wall biogenesis; cellulose biosynthetic process.